Messenger RNA from Austrofundulus limnaeus, 1086 nucleotides. It is a transcript of the gene tyw3, whose product is annotated as tRNA-yW synthesizing protein 3 homolog (S. cerevisiae). Lineage: Eukaryota; Metazoa; Chordata; Actinopteri; Cyprinodontiformes; Rivulidae. The record is from RefSeq and is a predicted model, not a curated record.
AGAAUCAGCAGAGCAGUAGAAGAAGAACGUGACAGAAUUGAGUGAGAAAAAUGAAUAUUUGUGUGUGUUUCUUUUGAAUCUCUCUUCGCGGAGCUGUUUGUUGUCGCUCGAGAGGAAACAGUUUGUUUUAAUUACUCGCCGUGUGCGUUUCAACCAUGGAGAAAACAUUCAGCCAGUGGAAGAAACAGUGUCUGAAUAAGCUGGACCUGAGCAAGAAAGGCAGCGUGGACCAAGACAUUGAACAGGUCGUGUCUCUGCUCAACAGCUGUGAGGAGUUCUUCACCACAAGCUCCUGCUCCGGAAGGAUCAUCCUCAUCGACGGGGCUGCAGACAGCUGUGAUGUCCAGAAACAAAACUGUGUCUGGYUGUUUGUCUCGCAUCACAAAUGCACCUUUGAUGACCUGAUAUCUGGCCUGAGCAGCUCCAGCGGUGACGCCGUGUUGAAGUUUGAGCCYGCCGUGCUCCACGUUCAGUGCCGGAGGCUGGAAGAUGCACAGCUGCUGGCGGUCCGCAGCACACACAGUCUGGAGGUUCCUUUGAGCCACAGUGGAAAGCUUCUUGUUGCUCACGAGUACAUCCACUUCUUAACACAGGUAGCCAAUCAGAAGAUGGACGAGAACCUCAGACGAAUACACAGAUUCUACCAGAACCUCCAGUCAGCCUUGUCAGCAGAGAGACCUCACCCCCCAGACUUGUCCUGCUCACAGGAAAUACAAGAUCCCCAACACACGCAGGAGGCAGAAAGGGCAGAAAGAGAAGAGGGGGAGAAGGAGGAGAGGAACAAGACGAAAGCGUAUCAACGGCGGAGGAGGAAACAGCAACGUGAAACUGAUGGUAACCACGACGGCGGCAACAGCAGCCCGCUGGAGCUCGAUGACUGCGUCAGUCUGUUCACAUAAACUUGUAACUCUGCCCGCGCUUUGGUUUUGGGUUGAGAGCUGCCAAAGAACUGAGAGGAGGCUGURACUGAUUCCACUUUGUGUUUUAAGGACAUCUUCAGAACCUGUUGUCUACCUGCUCUUUGCAAAAUGAACCAUGUUCUUGAAUCUGGUCUUGUUGGUUGUUAAUAAAAUGUUUAUUGAUCUA